Molecule: messenger RNA, 1605 nt
Organism: Thyridium curvatum
Lineage: Eukaryota; Fungi; Ascomycota; Sordariomycetes; Thyridiales; Thyridiaceae
Exons: 1
Coding region: 1-1605 (534 amino acids)
Cellular component (GO): endoplasmic reticulum lumen
Molecular function (GO): protein N-acetylglucosaminyltransferase activity
Source: RefSeq, a predicted model, not a curated record
AUGAUUGCCGGGAACUCUUUAGGAAAUCGGCGCUUGUUUUCUUUGAUCUUCACAUUGUCAUUCGUUGCACUGGUUGUGUACACACUCUCCGGCUCCAUCAAACGGAAGUCAUACUCCCGGGACAUCCCGGAUUGGCUGCUGCCGUCAACACAGAAACCCACUGGCUCCUCGACGACGUCGUUGUCCAUACCGGAGCUGGACGACAUACCGCCAACAAGACCGGGAGAACCAGAGUUUUGCGUCGAUCGUUUCAGUCCGAGAUACCUGUAUCAGCUCAGGGAUCACAACAUUCAAUACUGCACACCAGAGUCACAGGCGCGCCUGACCUGCUUCCAUAGCAAAGUGCGCGAUGACGACAACCAAGACUCAUUUUGCAUCGGCCAAGGCUCUGUGCUCGACGUGAGCCGUAAACGUUUCGCAUUGGACUGUAACAUCCGCCAGCCGGACGACAAUGAGACCGCCAGAGGGCUUCUGUCCUUUGAUCGGAUCAAGCCGCACUGGUACGCGACGGGCCCAAAGGUUCUGUUUGACCACUUCGUCGACUUCAGACCGACACUGCAAAGAUCGCCCGAGCCGAUGGGAAAGAAGAAAGAGUUCGCAUUGCUUGUCAAACGGGAGGAGGGCCGCAAUCUCUGGCAUACCCUCAUGGAGAUUUGGUCCAUGACGAUGACCUUUGACACUCUUCGGCUUAGCCGGGACCCGAACGAUGACAACAAGCCUUUCUUUGAGUCGCCAGAAGACGUUGCGAACACACAAAUAAUAGUACUCGAUGAUCACAUCAGGGGAUCGACUUUUGAUUUGUGGCAUCUAUUCUCCAGCAAGCCGCCUCUGCAUCUCAAAGAGAUCGUCGAGGACCCGGUCAAGGCCCAGGAGUUCUCAGAAAAACAUCUCAACAUCAUCCUCCCUCUGCCCGGCGGGAGCAACCCGCUGUGGCAGAACGACUGGGUAGCCCGCGACUGCACCGAGUCGCCUCUCCUCCGACUCUUCGUGCGGCGCGUGUUCCAGCACUUCGGCGUCGAGCACGCCACGGGGCCGCGGCCGGUCGGCAGGGCCCAGGACAAGGACAUCACGCUCACGUUCGUCGACCGCAGGGGCUCGCGCAGGCUCCUGCGCAGCGAGGCGCUGCUUGACGCCGCGCGGGCGCGGUUCCCCAACGUCGACGUGCGGGCGGUCGACCUGGCGGCCCUGCCGCUGGCGGAGCAGCUGCGGAUCGUCCAGGAGACGGACGUGCUGCUCGGCGUGCACGGCGCGGGCCUGACGCACGCCAUGUUCAUGCGCGAGGGCGCCGGCGCCGUGGCCGAGAUCCAGCCCGCCGGGCUGUUCCACAAGGGCUUCCGGAACCUCGCUGCCAUGACGGGCCACAGGUAUUUCAGCGCCCACGCCGACAUGGUGCUGCCGGGAGAGGAGGAGGAGCAGGGAAGUACAGGAGGCGAGACCGGCAGUGCUGCCUCGACUCGAGGGACCAGGCGAGAGGCGAAGCGGGACGAGGAGAGGGUGUGGCAGAGUGCCAACGUCCGCAUCGAGGAGGAGAGGUUCCUUGGGCUUGUUGAAGUGGCGGUCAAGUCUCUUUACAACGAGGGCCUUCGAAAUCAUGAUGUAUUUUAG